Penicillium waksmanii is the source of this 1557-nucleotide messenger RNA. RefSeq lists its product as uncharacterized. The coding region runs from base 1 to 1557 and encodes 518 amino acids. The transcript has 3 exons. Lineage: Eukaryota; Fungi; Ascomycota; Eurotiomycetes; Eurotiales; Aspergillaceae. The record is from RefSeq and is a predicted model, not a curated record.
AUGUCCGGUAAAACUUCAAGGUUGGAAGAUCCCACACCGGCUUUUACAGCCCCUGUUUCGUCUGAACCUUCGGGCAUGGAUCCUUCCAGGCAACCCGGAGAUACGGCUCAGCCCGGCAAACCGAGACGACGACGGCGUCCGGCUGAGUCGGGGGCUCAACCGAAGAACCAAUUCUACUUUGUUGACUCAUCCUCAUCAUCAAAGGAGAAACGUGCUCAUGUUAUGCGCCACCAUGUCCAGGAAAAGCGGAAGCAGCGCAAAUUAUCCCACGAAUCCCUACAGCCUGAACAGAUCCAGGAUGCAUUAUCAUGGCAGACGACGAAGGAUCCGGAAUAUGAAACGGACCCUCAGAUGGAACCGGCAGCGUCUGGUGCCCAGGGCCCUUCGCCCGAUCCGAAUUCUUCGUUGCGAAUUAGGUUUUCAAAUGUAAACCCGGCUCCCCAGUCGGCCGUGUCCUUACAACUAGGCUCACCCAGGACGAUGCUUGAUGCGUCCCGAAAAGAUCCCUUUUCUAGCCUACCGAUCGCCCACGAUCCCGAGAAUCUUGAAUUGGUGGACUACUGGACGACCAAAUUGACUUAUUGGUCCGGUCAGAACCCUUACGUCAAGAACCAGAUCUUCCGAACAGCCAUGGACCAUCCAGUCACCUUUCAAGCCGUCAUCCUAACCUAUUGUGCUCGGUGGAAAGCUCAAAUAUAUGGAAUUACAGACAGCCCAGAGGUCAUUCGGCAUGUUGGACAGUCGCGAAAGAACAUCGACGACGCCACCAGAGGUAUUAUACAAGUCCCUCCCGAUCAAUUGGCCAUGGCUCUAUCUGGAAUGGCACUCGGAGAGGAACGCUUCGGCGAUAAAUCAGAGGGUCGACGUUGUCUUGAUCAGGCCCUCCACCUGAUGCGACCGCGUCCUGGAUCCAAUCCACCUGUGGAGGUCUUUCUCCACUACGUUCGGUUUAUUAUGCUACCCCAAAACACCGAGGUCGACCCAGCAGACCUUCAAUGGCUGGUAUCAUUUUUAUGGGGUGCACAAAGCCUCAUGCAAAGGCACAGCUCCCCGGAUUACCUGGCCCACACGCCACAAAGACGCGAUGCAUUUGAAAUGCAGAGUCCGCUAUUCUCCCUUUUGUCUAGUGGGCCACGACCAUCCCAGGUUCCGCAAGCUGCUCGGAUGUACGUGGUUCGUGAUGCUCAAACACAAGAAAUCAGUCGGACGGCAGCGUUAAUCUACAUCACCGCUGCCCUUUGGGACUUUAAGGAUUCGGCCAGCAAAUGCGGCCGCUUCAUGAAAUACCUAUCUACGACGGUUGAGCACCACCAGCUCGAUCGACAGCACGCCUGCGAAACGCUGCUUUGGCUACUACUUGAGCAAGGCUGCGAUCCCGACCUGCAGGCCCACGAACGAGCGUGGUCGACAGGAGAGCUGCUCUUAACACACAAGCAGCUGCGACCGGACCAACAAUUCCACUUCAACGAAAUUUUGAUGAGCUUUCUGACCCUGCGGGCACCCAUCCGUGGCAUCGACAUCUUCGAGAAGGAACUUAACAAGGGCGGACUCCUGUAG